AACGGGCGACAACCGAACCUCCCGCCGCCGUCGCCGCCGCCGCGAGCACUGCCUGCGCACUUCCGGCUAUGCGCCAGGAGCACUUCCGGGGCAAAGCCUAAGAGCGCGCGCGCACGUGGGGCCAGGUCGGAGGGAGGUGAGCGCCGAGAAAGAGAGCGCGGGGCAGCUGGAAUGGGUGAAUUUAAGGUCCAUCGAGUACGUUUCUUUAAUUAUGUUCCAUCAGCAAUCCGCUGUGUGGCUUACAAUAACCAGUCAAACAGAUUGGCUGUUUCACGAACAGAUGGCACUGUAGAAAUUUAUAACUUGUCAGCAAACUACUUUCAAGAGAAAUUUUUCCCAGGUCAUGAGUCUCGGGCUACAGAAGCUUUAUGUUGGGCAGAAGGACAGCGACUCUUUAGUGCUGGGCUCAAUGGCGAGAUUAUUGAAUAUGACUUACAGGCGUUAAAUAUCAAGUAUGCUAUGGAUGCCUUUGGAGGACCUAUUUGGAGCAUGGCUGCCAGCCCCAGUGGCUCUCAACUUUUGGUUGGCUGUGAAGAUGGAUCUGUGAAACUAUUUCAAAUUACCCCAGACAAAAUCCAGUUUGAAAGAAAUUUUGAUCGGCAGAAAAGUCGCAUCCUGAGUCUCAGCUGGCAUCCCUCUGGUACCCACGUUGCAGCUGGCUCCAUAGACUACAUUAGUGUGUUUGAUGUCAAAUCAGGCAGCACAGUUCAUAAGAUGAUUGUGGACAGGCAAUAUAUGGGUGUGUCUAAGCGGAAGUGCAUCGUGUGGGGUGUUGCCUUCUUGUCGGAUGGCACUGUCAUAAGUGUGGACUCUGCUGGGAAGGUGCAGUUCUGGGACUCGGCUACUGGGACGCUAGUGAAGAGCCAUCUCAUCGCUAAUGCUGACGUGCAGUCCAUUGCCGUAGCCAACCAAGAAGACAGUUUUGUGGUGGGCACAGCCGAGGGGACAGUCUUCCAUUUUCAGCUGGUCCCUGUGACAUCUAACAGCAGUGAGAAGCAGUGGGUUCGGACAAAACCAUUCCAGCAUCACACUCAUGACGUGCGCACUGUGGCCCACAGCCCAACAUCACUGAUAUCCGGAGGCACUGACACCCACUUAGUCAUUCGUCCUCUCAUGGAGAAGGUUGAGGUAAAGAAUUAUGAUGCUGCUCUCCGAAAAAUCACCUUUCCCCAUCGACGUCUCAUUUCCUGUUCUAGAAAGAGGCAGCUUCUCCUCUUCCAGUUUGCUCAUCACUUGGAACUUUGGCGACUGGGAUCCACAGUUGCAACAGGCAAGAAUGGGGAUAUUCUUCCACUCUCCAAAAAUGCAGAUCAUUUACUGUAUCUCAAGACGAAGGGUCCUGAGAACAUUAUCUGCAGUUGUAUCUCCCCAUGUGGAAGUUGGAUAGCCUAUUCUACAGCUUCUCGGUUUUUUCUCUAUCGACUGAAUUAUGAACAUGACAACAUAAGCCUCAAAAGGGUUUCCAAAAUGCCAGCAUUCCUUCGCUCUGCCCUUCAGAUUUUGUUUUCUGAGGACUCAACAAAGCUCUUUGUAGCUUCAAAUCUAGGAGCUCUGCAUAUCGUUCAACUGUCAGGAGGAAGCUUCAAGCACCUGCAUGCUUUCCAGCCUCAGUCAGGGACAGUGGAGGCCAUGUGUCUUUUGGCAGUCAGUCCAGAUGGGAAUUGGCUAGCUGCAUCAGGUACCAGUGCUGGAGUCCAUGUUUACAAUGUAAAACAGCUAAAGCUUCACUGCACGGUGCCUGCUUACAAUUUCCCAGUGACUGCUAUGGCCAUUGCCCCUAAUGCCAACAACCUUGUCAUCGCUCAUUCUGACCAGCAGGUAUUUGAGUACAGCAUCCCAGACAAACACUAUACAGACUGGAGCCGGACUGUCCAGAAGCACGGCUUUCACCACCUUUGGCUCCAAAGGGAUACUCCUAUCACACAUAUCAGUUUUCAUCCAAAGAGACCGAUGCACAUCCUUCUCCAUGAUGCCUACAUGUUCUGCAUCAUUGACAAGUCAUUGCCCCUUCCAAAUGACAAAACCUUACUCUACAAUCCGUUUCCUCCCACGAAUGAAUCAGAUGUCGUCCAGAGGCGCACAGCUCAUGCUUUUAAAAUUUCUAAGAUAUAUAAGCCUCUACUCUUCAUGGAUCUUUUGGAUGAAAGAACACUUGUGGCAGUAGAACGGCCUCUGGAUGACAUCAUUGCACAGCUCCCACCACCCAUCAAAAAGAAGAAAUUUGGAACCUAAACAGGGCACUGUCUGUGUCCUUCCUUGAACUGUCUACCCUGUUGCUUUUCACAGAUCAUGAUAAUAAAACAAAGUUAUUCUUGAGGA
This is a messenger RNA of Saimiri boliviensis boliviensis (Bolivian squirrel monkey), 2319 nucleotides long. RefSeq names its product UTP4 small subunit processome component (gene UTP4). The record is from RefSeq and is a predicted model, not a curated record. Lineage: Eukaryota; Metazoa; Chordata; Mammalia; Primates; Cebidae. Gene Ontology annotation, molecular function: RNA binding; protein binding. Gene Ontology annotation, biological process: maturation of SSU-rRNA from tricistronic rRNA transcript (SSU-rRNA, 5.8S rRNA, LSU-rRNA). Gene Ontology annotation, cellular component: 90S preribosome; t-UTP complex; small-subunit processome.